AUGUUAGUGUAUAUUCGUUGUGCGAAGUUUCCUGCAUUGAUUUCAGGACACAGGCUUAUUUUGGAAAAAAGCUGUUAUCGAUUACUGACAAAUAAAGCUAAAUCGGUGAUAUCAACGACAGCCGCGCCUAAGAUUUCAACUUCUUUCGUCAAAAACAUAUUUCUGGGCAAAGGAGUUUUCGAUCAUGUAGUGCCAUAUCCAGCCGAUUUAUCCGAUGAAAAACGGGAAAUGAUUCAUUUGAUUUUGGAGCCUACAAGAAAAUUUAUGGCGGAAGUUAAUAAUCCCGCGGAAAAUGAUGAGAGGGAAGAAAUCCCUAUGGACAUUCUCUCAAAAUUUGCUGAAAUCGGUGCAUUUGGUGCCCUGGUACCGGAAGAAUAUAAUGGUGCAGGUCUGAAUAAUACUCAAUUGGCGUGUGUAGCAGAAGUUAUUGGUGAAUCAGACUUGUCACUAGCUGUCAUCUUGGGUGCUCAUCAAUCGAUUGGUUACAAGGGAAUUUUGCUUCACGGUACUGAUGAACAGAAACGUAAAUAUUUACCAGAUCUGGCUACGGGUCGGAAGUUCGCUGCUUUCUGUUUAACAGAAUCAGGCAUCGGAUCCGACGCAAAUUCAAUACAAACUCGUGCAGAGAAAAGUAGCGAUGGAAAGUAUUAUGUUUUGAAUGGUGGCAAACUAUGGAUCAGUAAUGGUUCAUUCGCUGAUGUAUUCACUGUUUUUGCACGGACGCAGGUAAAAGAUAAGGAUGGAAUACCAAAAAGCAAAGUAUCGGCAUUCAUAGUUGAGCGCAGUCAUGGUGGUGUUACAACGAGUGCCCCUGAAAGGAAAAUGGGUAUUAAAGGUUCGGAAACAGUUGAAGUACAUUUUGAUAACACGAAAGUUCCUGCUGAAAAUUUACUUGGUGUUGAAGGUGAAGGCUUUAAAUUAGCUAUGAACAUCUUGAACAAUGGCCGUUUUGGCAUACCUGCUGCAUGCAGCGGUUCCAUGAAAUUUUGUAUUCAAAAAACGAUUGCUCAUGUCUCAGAAAGAGUGCAGUUCGGGAGAAAACUGAAGGAGUUCGGAAAUGUCCAAGAACAGUUAACUGAUAUGGUUCUUCGUCACUAUGCCACUGAAAGUCUUUUGUAUAUGUUGUCAGGAUCAAUGGAUAGAGGAAUAGUAGAUUAUGAAUUGGAAGCCGCUGUGGGAAAAAUUAUGGCUUCGGAAAAUGCUUGGGUUGUAUGUGAUCGUGCCAUCCAACUUCAUGGCGGCAUGGGUUAUAUGAAAGAAUGUGGCUUGGAAAGGGUGAUGCGCGAUUUAAGGAUCUUUCGCAUUUUCGAAGGUGCUAAUGACGUUUUGCGCCUAUUUGUCGCAUUAACUGGAUUACAGUAUGCAGGCAAGCACAUGCAGUCCAAAAUGGAGAAGCCCUGGUCUGGAAGCAUUGGGCUACUUUUCGAAUCCGUUUUUCCGCGCAAGUUUGACUUCGAGUGCCAUCCUAGCCUAAAUUAUUCUGUCGCUCAAUUAAAGAAAUCGGUGCAUAGAUUUGGGAAUAUAUCAAGAUUUCUUCUUUGGAAGCAUAAAAAAGGGAUAAUUGAAAGACAGUGGGAAUUGAUACGAAUGGCGGAUGCAGCAAUUGAUAUUUAUAGUGUAGUAGCGGUGUUGUCACGGUGUAACCGUGCUGCAAACCAACAGUCUUCUUUUGAAUAUGAACGAAAAUUAGCCGAACUUUACACGCUUAAGGCUUGUGAACAUGUUCGCGUCCUGUUGGAAGACAUUUUAAAACAAGCUGAAGAUGCAGAUCGAAUAAAGGCUGUUUCUGAUGACAUUUUCAGAGCAGGCUCAUUGCCUUCAUCGCAUCCUACCGAUUACUGA
This is a messenger RNA of Cercopithifilaria johnstoni, 1842 nucleotides long. NCBI's taxonomy places the organism in Eukaryota, Metazoa, Nematoda, Chromadorea, Rhabditida, Onchocercidae. The record is from the annotation of a GenBank genome assembly.